Messenger RNA from Xenia sp. Carnegie-2017, 1610 nucleotides. RefSeq names its product E3 ubiquitin-protein ligase RNF213-like. The record is from RefSeq and is a predicted model, not a curated record. Gene Ontology annotation, molecular function: ubiquitin-protein transferase activity; ATP hydrolysis activity. The transcript is spliced from 12 exons. The coding region runs from base 47 to 1309 and encodes 420 amino acids. NCBI's taxonomy places the organism in Eukaryota, Metazoa, Cnidaria, Anthozoa, Malacalcyonacea, Xeniidae.
UUUGGAAACAUGGAAAAGCUUUCGUAAUCGUUGCAAAUCCUUUUUCAUGAAUGUUGUCUCUGUUUAUUGCUUUGGUGAUGAUUUACCACAAGAUGAACUUGUGCAAAAAUUCAUGUCUUAUGUGAUUAAAGAUGAAAAUGUGACUGAAGAUUUUACUCCUUUUAAUGGUCACGGCAUAGAUGUCACUCCAGUUAUAAGAUCAUACAUUUUACAACGUCUUCUUGCAAUCAAAGGAAGAGAAAGUGAAGUUUGUGAGUAUUUAGAAGAAUAUCUCAGUCGUGCUCAAGGUUUAUCCACCAACAAGAAACAUUUGAUGAGCGUUUGCGUGUUGUUUGUUCAUUGUAUCGAGGAUGUUGAAAUAGGGAAAUUAUUAAAAGCAAAACAAACUGAAAGCAGUGUUGAAAUCCAAAUGUUGAACGAUAUCCUUCUUAAAACACAAAGUACUUUUUGCAAUGGUGAAACCUUGGACAUUAAAAAACUUAAAGAUUUUGCUUUAAUAAGGGCUGCGUUUAGUGAACUUUCUACAUUUAUCAACGAUGAUCUUUUCAAAAACUUGGAAACCUAUCCUAAACUUAGAGAGUGCAUCCAAGCAGCUAAAAAUUUGUGUGAAAAUCGAUCUUUUCUACAGUUGUUCUUACAAAAGCAGCUGGUUCUUAAUGAUUCAAAUGGUUUAGAUGGAGCUAAAGAAAGAUGUAAAAACAAAGAAUUGAAAUGGAUUUUGCCUCCACAGUUAAAGGAGAAUGACAAAAGUCAAGACAAUUUUCUAGUUCAUGGUGAAAACUAUCACACUGUGCGAGAAGCUAUGAACAAAUUGAUAAUAACAUCAAACUCGGAAGAAAUGCAGUUGACCUUAAGAAACAUGACCUGCGAUGCUCAAAAUCAGUUUUGUUAUAUUUUACUUGCUUUUUAUGGCGAAGUUAAAACCAAAUUUCCAUCCGGAAACGAAGCAAAUCGCAUUUCUUUUGAGAUCGUGAAGAAACUUGAGCUACCUCUUGCAAAGAAUUUAUUAGAAAAUUUUAAAGAAAGUCCUUAUAAGCAGCUGCUUCACCUACAACCUGAGGAGGAAAAUGCAAAUGUUAGACGUUUGAAUGAUAUCUUGAUACAUUUUCUGGUUGUUAUGAGUUGUUUUCCAAAUAAUCAACUGUUGGGUCCAUUUUCAAACCUUGCUUUCAAUCCAAGAUCAAUGAGAAAUGCAUUUAUUCCCACCAUGCCUCACAUGAUGGUCCUGAGGUCAUUGACGAUGGUGAUAGUACAUCGUAUGAAAGCAUUAACGGACAUCGCUAUGGUGACGAAACGUAUAAUUCACUAAAAUGGGGUGUUGUAAUUGGAGAGGAAAAUUCUCGGAAAGUUCAAAAUAGUACAGGUCACAUACUAGGACGUGUUUAUGAUCAACUUCCCACAGCACAAAGAAACUUGAACUCUUUAUCAUGUUGUGUCUUGCGUUGUUUGGUACAUUUAGCCAUGUUGUUAGGAACAUCAGACCAAAGUGAGGAAAUUUCAGCUAUUAUCAAACCACCUGUUGAUGAUAUCGUGCAGUUUAUAAGAGAUCAUAUACAAAAUGAUCUAUGUUCCAUUGCAAGAUUUGUUGGCAGUAACGUCGAUGAAGCUAC